AAAUGCAACAGUCACAUUAAUCCCUCCGUUGUAAUAACAACACACCUUCAAAUAUAUUAAAAUAKUUUCCACUUUUCAAAACCCCACACAAAAUCAAAAAUGUUCAAAAUCGUGCUUGUAAUCUCCGUCAUCGCCUUCGCUUGUGCCGAGCCUGGUGUUGUGGUUGCUCCUGCCGUACCCGUUGCGCCGAUCGUACAUCAUGGCGCACACGCUGUGCACUCUCACGUAAUUCAUCAUCCCGUGCCAGUGAAGACCGUCGUGACACCAGUCAUUGCCAAGCCAGUGGUGCCACUUGUGCCGGUCGUAAAGCCGAUUGUGCCUGUAGUUCCAGUCCAUCAUGCCCAUCCGGCCGUUGUUGUGCAUCACUGAGCGCCGGCAGCAUGGCAGACACCAACGCCAGCACCCGCAAUCAUCCAGGAACGUUGAUGAGGAUCAACGAAAGAACGAAUCGAAGUUAAUCGAACGCAACAAUGGCUCAGUGCAUUAAUAUAUGUAGAUUACAAGCUCCCUACUUCUAUCCUACUUCCCCUUCAUUCUUACUUUAAUUCUGUACUAUGAAUUCCCCGAAAUUAGUUAAAUACAACAAGCGAAACAACAAUAAAA
Bactrocera latifrons is the source of this 603-nucleotide messenger RNA. Its product is annotated as A-kinase anchor protein 14. Lineage: Eukaryota; Metazoa; Arthropoda; Insecta; Diptera; Tephritidae. The transcript has 3 exons. The record is from RefSeq and is a predicted model, not a curated record. The coding region runs from base 100 to 369 and encodes 89 amino acids.